Molecule: messenger RNA, 945 nt
Organism: Pestalotiopsis fici W106-1
Lineage: Eukaryota; Fungi; Ascomycota; Sordariomycetes; Amphisphaeriales; Sporocadaceae
Exons: 1
Coding region: 1-945 (314 amino acids)
Source: RefSeq, a predicted model, not a curated record
AUGGGUUCUUUCUCACGCACACAAUCUCCAGUCCUGGUCAUGCCGCCAAGCACUGCCCAUCAAGCUGCGUUUGGUAUGCCUGUGUUCUCUCAUCAGCCCUCUCCCUUGAGCCGUCCAGGACCAUACACACCCUCUGCUGCCCGUUUCCAGCAACAACAACAGCAGCAGCCCAUCUUUGCCCCAUCGUCUCUCUCUAAAGGCCGUAAGCGCUCUCGCGACGAAGCCGCCAUCAAUCUUGACGUCGAAGAGGCGAAGCUCGAGACCAUCGAGCCAGUCAAAGAGGCAGAAGAUGAAUGGGUAUAUGGUCCUGGCAUGGUCCUCAUCAAGAAGUCACAAGCCUAUGUCUCAGAAGCCGGCAGCCAAUCCGGAACCUGGGUCGAGGAGAAGAUUGCCCAAGAAGAGCUCCACAAGAACGAGGAGGCGCGCGCUUUCAACCAACAGGAGCGCCCUUCUCUCCGGAGCGCCAAGUCUCAACGGCUCGAUAUGAACUCCUUCUCACUGCCUUCUGCCCACCAGUCAAGUCCCGCGCGCGACACCAACGAUGCGGUGACAGCGACUCCAAGCCUUCCAAACACGACAUCGCAGCCCGUAAUCGACAACUUCACCCUCCAUCUCGGCAUUGGCUGGAGUCGCGUCAACAGCAACGAGCACAGUGAAGCUGCUGCACGAGGCUGGGCACGCUAUAUCGAGAACCACUUCCCCAUCAACAAUGUACAAAUACAACUCGAGAGCAAGGGCCUGCAAUCCUAUCUCGUUGAGGCAUCAGAAGGCUUCUUCCUGUUCGCCGAGGAUCUACAACGCGGCCAGUUUGUCAGCAGGGAUCUCAAUCAGACAUUCCAAAACCUGAGAGCCUCACCCCCGGUCUUCGAGGGUCUCGAGGUCAUGACUGCUGCAGGCACACCGCAGCCUACUUCAUCGCAAGAUAUCGAUAUGGCAAUGGCUUGA